CAUAAAGGUGUGUAAAAAAUAAUAAUAAUAUUAAAAAAAAUAUAUAUAAUAAAAAAUAAAGUAACGAGAGAGCUCUGUGGUAAAACGAGAACGAGAACAGAUUUCAGCCAAUCUAAUUUCAAUUGGAGCAAGCUGGGAACUCAUGGUAAUGUUAGUCGACGCCGCGGGGCCGGCAUGCACAAUGUCCCUCCAUAUGUAAAUCACAACAGUAGCGGGCAUCACAACAACAACAAUAAUCACAUCAAUCACAAUAACAACAACAACAAUUUCACUGUGGACGACGUAAAACGAUUAGUUGCUGGCAUGCAUAGCACUGAAAAUGUUAAUACUGAUUCCGUAACUGACAUUCAUCAACGUAACGCAACAAACGCAGGCGGCAUGGGUCACACAACAGUCUCAAAUAAUCCCGUGACCAACAACGGAACUGUCUCGUCGAUAUCUUCGGCUCCGAAUACGAAUGCGGGCGGCGCCAAAGAAUGCGCGGGAUGCGGCAAACGGAUCACGGAGCGUUUCCUCCUCAAAGCUUUGGACUUGUUCUGGCACGAGGAUUGUCUGAAAUGCGGUUGCUGCGAUUGCAGACUCGGCGAAGUGGGCAGCACGCUUUACACGAAGGCGAAUUUGUUGUUGUGCAAGCGCGAUUACCUUCGGCUGUUUGGCGCAACGGGCUAUUGUGCGGCAUGCAAUAAAAUUAUACCGGCAUUCGAGAUGGUGAUGCGGGCCAAAAAUAAUGUUUACCAUUUAGAGUGUUUUGCAUGUCAGCAGUGCAAUCAUAGGUUUUGUGUAGGUGAUAGAUUCUACUUAUGUGAUAAUAAAAUUUUAUGUGAAUACGAUUACGAGGAGCGACUUGUGUUUGCCAACAUAGCAUACAAUCCAUCUAGUUUAGCACAUAUUAGAAGACAAGUGAGUAGUUUACAGCCUCCCAACGGUGAAAAUGUGAUGAAUCGCCAACAACAGCAGCAGCAGCAACAACAACAGCAACUCGCAUCUAGUCAAGGAGGUCCUCAAGCGCCGCCAUCGCAGCAAAAUCAGCAACAAACGAUGCUAAAUAAUCGUCAAAAUGGCCCGACACCCGUCAACGGGCUCCCAAAUGCACCCGGCAACAUUCCCCCGUCAUCGUAUAUCGGCGAAAAACUUCCCAUGCCGCAACCGCCGAGCAAUUUGGGACCGCAACGAGACGACGGAUCGAGUGGUUAUGGUAGUCCGGAUAGCGAAACGUUGGAAAUUCCGACGGCACAAUGACGUCAGCGGGCACGCACAUAAUCAUUACUUCACUUGAACAUGAAUAUAAUUGUUGUAAAGUAAGCAGAGAGUUAAUUGUCUUGUUCUUAUUUAGCUAAG
This is a messenger RNA of Culicoides brevitarsis, 1338 nucleotides long. It is a transcript of the gene Bx, whose product is annotated as LIM/homeobox protein Lhx3. The transcript has 5 exons. Gene Ontology annotation, molecular function: DNA-binding transcription factor binding; transcription coactivator activity. NCBI's taxonomy places the organism in Eukaryota, Metazoa, Arthropoda, Insecta, Diptera, Ceratopogonidae. Gene Ontology annotation, biological process: positive regulation of transcription by RNA polymerase II. Bases 175 to 1239 code for a protein of 354 amino acids. Gene Ontology annotation, cellular component: nucleus. The record is from RefSeq and is a predicted model, not a curated record.